Molecule: messenger RNA, 426 nt
Organism: Grammomys surdaster
Lineage: Eukaryota; Metazoa; Chordata; Mammalia; Rodentia; Muridae
Gene: CUNH6orf163
Product: chromosome unknown C6orf163 homolog
Exons: 3
Coding region: 1-426 (141 amino acids)
Source: RefSeq, a predicted model, not a curated record
AUGAUCAGAAAUCCAGAUUAUACUAAUUUUGUUUGCUGUGCCGUUUGCAAUAAAAUAAUUCCACCAGCCCCUUUUGGGGAAACUUUCAAACGGAUCCAUGAAUACAAGCCAUUUAAGACACGAUUCUACACUCACAAAGAUAUCUUGGAUAUUGGGGCAAGUAUUCUGAACCAAGAAGAACAGUUUCAAGAGGCCGUGCUCAAAGAAAACAUUAAAAAAGCAGAAGCUAAAGUGUGGGAAAAGGCUGAAGUGCUCCGAAAACAAGCAGUGGAUCAAGCACUUGAAGAUGCAGAUGCCAAGCACAAAUUUGAAAUUCGUAUUCUGGAAGAACAACAUCAAAGAGACUUAAAGGUUCUCUCUAUAAGGACUUGUCCAUUGUCUUUUAAAAAAACAUUUACGUUAGUAAAGAGAAAGUGCUUCUGUUAG